Molecule: messenger RNA, 1761 nt
Organism: Sphenostylis stenocarpa
Lineage: Eukaryota; Viridiplantae; Streptophyta; Magnoliopsida; Fabales; Fabaceae
Source: the annotation of a GenBank genome assembly
AUGCUGAAGACGAUGCCAUCUAAAGCUUUAAUUACCAUAAUCAAUUUUGUUUUCCUCACUAUCUUUCUGCUUGUUUAUGCCACUGUUCUUCCCCGUCCAUCUUCUGACUAUUUGGAGAAUGCAGGCUCCCUUGUGAGGUGCUCCUUGGGUGAAUGUCAUCAAAAGAAGACAGAAAAAAGCUUCAAAAUGAAAGCAGUAUUGGAGGAAACUCAAGCAAACCAACAUACGGAAAAGCAUAAGAGAGCAAACAAGGUGGUACCAAGCUUUUUUGGCGAGAUGGGGAAGGGAAUGAGGAUAGGACUGGUGAACAUGGAAGAAGGUUAUGUGAGUGAAUGGAGCAAGCAUGGGGAAACCACACGAGUUUAUUUCGAGAGGGUGUCACAAUUUUUGAAUUGGACAGACUUGUUUCCUGAAUGGAUAGACGAGGAAGAAGAGAAUGAUGUGCCAUCAUGUCCGGAGAUACCUAUGCCAGAGUAUGCAGAAUAUGGAAGCAUGGACAUCAUCGUUGCCAAGCUGCCAUGCAGGUAUCCCAAAAAAGGGUGGAGAAGGGACGUUUUCCGGUUACAAGUUCAUCUUAUAGUUGCGAAUUUAGCCACAAAGAAUGCCAAGAAUGAUUGGAGAGGGAAGACAAAAGUGGUUUUCUGGAGCAGGUGUAGACCAAUGAUGGAGCUGUUUCCAUGCGACAACUUGGUUAAGCGGGAAGGUGAAUGGUGGUUCUAUGAAGCUGAGGUGAAGAGGUUAGAACACAAGGUUUCAUUGCCCGUUGGGUCCUGCAAGUUGGCCUUGCCUCUAUGGGAACAAGGAACGAAGGAGGGGCACGAGUUGUCGAAGAAUGAGCAAAAAAUUGAAAGCAGAGUGAGAAUGAAGCGCGAAGCUUACGCGACGGUGCUGCAUUCCUCAGAAGCAUACGUUUGCGGCGCCAUAACGCUCGCACAAACCCUCCUCCAAACAGGAACCAAACGCGACCUAAUUCUCCUCGCGGACAAUUCCAUCUCUGUAUCCAAACGCGAUGCCUUAUCGAAAGCGGGUUGGAUGGUCCGAAUUAUGACCCGGAUACGAAACCCGAGGGCUGAGAAAGGAAGCUACAACGAAUACAACUACAGCAAGUUCCGUCUGUGGCAGCUCACCGACUACGACAAAAUAAUCUUCAUCGAUUCCGACAUUAUCGUACUCCGCAACCUCGACAUCCUCUUCCGCUUCCCGCAGAUAUCCGCCACGGGGAACGACCAAUCAAUAUUCAACUCCGGGAUAAUGGUGAUCGAGCCUUCGAACUGCACGUUCCGUGUGCUGAUGCGGCUCCGCGACGACAUCGUUUCGUACAACGGAGGGGACCAGGGGUUUCUGAACGAGGUUUUCGUGUGGUGGCACAGGCUGCCGCGGAGGGUGAACCUUCUAAAGAAUUUCUGGGCGAAGACGACGGCGGAGGCGAGGGAGAAGAACGCGCUGUUCGGGGCGGAACCGGCGGAGGUGUACGCGAUUCACUACCUGGGGUGGAAACCGUGGCACUGCUACAGGGACUACGACUGCAACUGGGACACCUUGGAGCAGAGGGUGUACGCGAGUGACGUGGCCCACAGGAGGUGGUGGAAAGUUCACGACGGCAUGGAGGAGAGGUUGCAGAGAUUCUGUGGGUUAACGAAACGGCGUCGGAGUGAGUUGAAGUGGGAGAGGAGAAAGGCCAGGAAGAUGCGUUUAGCCGAUGGACAUUGGAAAAUCAAUAUCAGCGAUCCUAGGCGAUUUCUCGCUCUCUCCAUCGAUUAG